Paraphaeosphaeria sporulosa is the source of this 2436-nucleotide messenger RNA. RefSeq names its product pheromone-processing carboxypeptidase KEX1. The transcript has 3 exons. Bases 407 to 2344 code for a protein of 645 amino acids. Gene Ontology annotation, molecular function: serine-type carboxypeptidase activity. Gene Ontology annotation, biological process: proteolysis; apoptotic process. NCBI's taxonomy places the organism in Eukaryota, Fungi, Ascomycota, Dothideomycetes, Pleosporales, Didymosphaeriaceae. The record is from RefSeq and is a predicted model, not a curated record. Gene Ontology annotation, cellular component: trans-Golgi network.
CUUGUUAUAACUUGAUGCGCGUAUGCUUCUCCUGAGCUUCCGUGCCGCAUAGUUAAACCGUCCGGUGCAAUCAUUCCCGUGUGCAGUGUGCACCCCCCCGUCUUUUGUGGUCUCGGCACCGUUCGCGCGCCAUCUCUGAGAUCCCGCCUGCGCCCACGCUCCGCCUCACGCUCAUCCCUGCAGCCUCGUCGUAAGCUCUCGGGGACACCUAAUCCCUUUCGUGCCCGACCUCGAGAUAUCUCCACCAUCCCUCGCAGCACUCUCCGACCUACACUAUCCUUUGCACCUGCCCGCGCCGCUCGUUUGCGCUCUCCAGCACACGGUUGACGCCCCCGACCGCCCCGAGAGAUCCAUGCGAUAGUGAUCUCCUCCGCACCUGCUUGGCUAGCGCUCAGCACUCCUCAUCAUGGUGUUCACAACCGCGCCAUCGCGCUGGCGGACAGCCCUCUUGGGCGGCCUGCUGGCCUCGCUGGCGUGGCUGCCGGGAGGCGCCGCACAGGGAAAGACGCAGGCCGACUAUUUUGUUCAUUCGCUGCCAGGCGCACCGGAACCGCUGCUGAAGAUGCACGCAGGACACAUCGAAGUUGAUGCAGAACACAACGGCAACCUGUUCUUCUGGCAUUACGAGAACCGCCACAUCGCCAAUAGGCAGCGCACCGUCAUCUGGCUUAACGGAGGCCCUGGCUGCAGCAGUAUGGACGGCGCUCUGAUGGAGAUCGGCCCAUACCGCGUGCGAGAAGGCGGAAAGCUGGAGUACAACAACGGUUCAUGGGACGAGUUCGCAAACUUGCUCUUCGUGGACCAGCCAGUUGGUACCGGCUUCAGUUAUGUGAACACGGACAGCUACUUGAGCGAGCUUGACCAGAUGGCCGAACAAUUCAUGAUUUUUCUUGAGAAGUGGUUUGCGCUCUUCCCAGAGUAUGAGCACGACGACCUAUACAUCGCCGGAGAAUCAUACGCCGGCCAACACAUUCCAUACAUAGCACGCGCCAUUCUCAACCGAAACAAGACCGGUCCAAAGCACCAAUGGGCGCUAAAAGGCGUUCUCAUCGGCAACGGCUGGAUUUCGCCAGUCGACCAUUACCUCUCAUACCUACCUUUUGCAUAUCAAUCAGGCCUUUUAAAGGCUGAUACUCCUGAGGCUAAACGCGUCGAGAACCUCCAAUCUAAUUGCCUGAAAGUGUUGAACGAGGGAGCAUCCGACCAUGUGGACAAUGCCGUGUGCGAGUCCGUCAUGACCACAAUUCUCCAAGAGACCAAAAUCCAAGGUGGUGACCCGCGUCAGGAGUGCGUAAACAUGUACGAUAUUCGCCUCCGAGACGACGGAUCCUGCGGCAUGAACUGGCCCCCGGAUCUGUCUACUGUUACUCCCUGGUUGCGCCAGCCGGACGUUAUUGCUGCACUUCACAUCAACUCCGAUAAGAAGACAGGCUGGACCGAGUGCAAUGGUGCAGUCUCUUCACACUUCCGUGCCAAGAACAGCAAGCCCUCGAUCCAGUUCCUUCCCGAGCUUCUAUCCCAGAUCAACGUUGUCCUGUUUUCCGGAGACCAGGAUCUUAUCUGCAAUCAUAUCGGUACUGAGAGUCUGAUCGAUGGUAUGACUUGGAACGGCGGAAAGGGUUUUGAAAUCUCCCAGGGCGUCGUGGCACCCAAGCGCGACUGGGUGUUCGAGGGCGAGCCAGCGGGGACGUACCGGGAGGCCAGGAAUUUGACCUACGUUGUCUUCUACAACUCGAGCCAUAUGGUCCCGUUUGAUUACCCUAGGCGCACCCGCGACAUGCUCGACCGAUUCAUUGGCGUCGACAUCAGCGCCGUUGGUGGCGCUCCAUCCGAAAGCCUUCUCAACGGAGAGAAGGGACCCUUGGUGAGCGUCGGCGGUCAUCCCAACUCCACCAAGGCGGAGGAAGACAAAACAAAGCAGCUAAAGGAAGCUGAAUGGAAAGCGUACUACCGUUCUGGAGAGGUUGCCCUGAUUGUUGUGGUGAUCCUUGCCGGUGCGUUCGGCUUUUUCAUCUGGCGCGAUCGCCGCCGACGAGCUGCGAGCGGUUACAAGGGAGUGGAUGGAGAUGAGGGGCGCGAGUCACUCAUCAUGGGCAUGGGUCUCGACAACUUCCGAAGAAGGGACCGAAGUCGCGACGUUGAAGCGGCUGAUUUCGAUGAGCGGGAGCUUGACGACUUGGUUGAGGACUCGGAGAAGCCUCUCAAUGGACGUGCCAAUGGCAGGGGUGAGAAAGAGAGGAUACCACAGAAUGAUUCUACCUUUAGUCUAGGUGGAGCCAGCAGUGACGGAGAGGCCAGUGGGAGUGAGAAGGACCGCAAACUGGUGGCGAGGGAGAAGUCCUGAAAUUAAGCGGGAGCUUCAAUUUGAGUACCAUUUUAGUGGCGAUUAUGUUCAGAGCACUUUUUUUUUUUCUAGAGCGGAAAUGCAUCUCAGGG